CCUCCCAGUACUAAUUGUGAUAUGCAACAAUGUCUUGACCCCUUUUCCGUUGGUUGGGUGCCUUCCUGCUUAGAUUCUUUUUUCUUCAAUGACCUGAACAACCACUUUCCUCAGUCUCACUCCUUGCUCUGGGUGCGACACCUUGAGCUUGACGAGCGCCCAGUGUAACAACAAUGCAUCCAGUUCGAGCCGGCAGAUAAUAUACCAUGGAUGAGAUCGAUCUUUCAGAAUGGACCAAGAAUCUUCCACCGAGUCCCCCUUCCCCCGUCGCCGCUUCUCCCAUCGCGGCCAAAGACCUAAAUGCCAAACUAGGGUCUCGCGCCUCCUCCAAACCUGUGGAACGAUCUUCCCCGGCGUCGUCCUCAACUUCCUCGACUGACCUGGGCGAUAUCUACCAUGACGAAAAUCCUCGCCCCUCUGUUCCCAAAGCAAGAUUCAAAAGUCCUCAAAACAUGAUCUCUGACAGCUCGGACCUGGAGGAAGUGCCUGCAUCCCGGCGUGUCACUACCACCAAGCCAAAAAUGCAGAGUUUCUAUAUUGAUCUGCCCCGGCUCUCUGCCAGAGACAAAGAAUGUUAUGACUUCCUACCAGGUCACUUCACAGCUCGCAAGUUCUUGUCUCAACACUCUCCAGAUCGUUACAUUAUCAAAUUGGCCAGCGGCGAAAAGACUAUAGUCUCCUCACAUGGGCUACGCCUCUUAGAGAACGGUGGUCGUAUCCUUGAAGAGAUCCAAGAAAAUUCCCGUUCGUUGUCCAACAAGCGUCAGACUCGACCGCUGCAACAUUCUCAAAUGGUCGACUGGACAACCAUAGAAACCUCCAAUUCCGAGGAUGAUGUGCCUUCCAAAGCAAACGACCUAGGUGAUGAUAGUGAAGUCUAUGUCUCAGACCAAAGUUCAAUCCUGGACGACCAUGAUGGCUCUGAAGACGAUACUCAAACCCAUGGCAGGAGAUCGGCUAGACUACGCAGCAAGCCGAAACCCAAUGCCUACGUACAAGAUCUGGACGACUUGUUAGAUGAUUCAGACCGUCGCCCUAGACGAAGUACGAGAGCCAGAAAUGUCAUCCUGCCCUCGGCAACAUCCCGCCGCUCGAGUCGCCAGCAGCCGCGUCGUCCCCGGCGUCCUGUUCUUUCCUCGUCUCCGGAGCUAGAGAUCGGCACAAGAAGAUCAGAAAGAUCGAGAGCAAAGCCCCGCCAGUCAAUGCGUGAAAGAGACGAAGACGACAUCUCGAGUCAUGAAGAGGAAAAGAUUGGUACAAAGGCUGUCGCAGCAAAGGAACACUUUGCCAAAAUCCCAGAGUCUGACCCUUUUAGAAGGAGGCAUCGACAGGAUUGUGACACUUGUUAUUACAAAGGAGAUGACACAAUCAAAGGCCCCCUGGUCUUUUGUCAGGGCUGCACCAACUCGUACCACAAAGCUUGCCUCGGCCCACGAGGCAGCCGAGACCAUUUGGUCACAAAGGUCGGCCAAGCCCUAUUCGUCCUCCAGUGUCGUCGCUGCAUCGGUCUUUCCCACGAGAGGGACAGAGCCGUGCCUCAUCAAGGCAUCUGCGUAAAGUGCAACCAUUAUGGCGAACUCUCCAAACCUCUCCGGAACCGACUGACAACCAAGCAAGAACAAGCACAACGAGAAGAGAAUGGUGGUCAGGAUCCCAUCACGAUUGUUGACGCCAAUACCAUCAACAACCCUGCGAAUGUUCUCUUCCGUUGCUCCCAAUGUGUCCGGGUCUGGCACAUGCAUCAUUUGCCCGAGCGCAAGACGGCUCAGACAGUUGUGGAUGAUGAUGAGGACGAGGAGGAUGAGGCCUUUGAUGAUUUCCAUCUUGGUCAGAAACGCUUUGACUAUUAUCAUCGGUCUUGGAAAUGUAAAGACUGCAUUGAGAAUCAACAUCAGAUCGACACCCUAGUAGCAUGGCGACCCGUCAAUAUCGAUGCCUACGUUCCUGGCACCACGGUCGAUCGGAUGCAGGAGAAUGAGAAAGAGUAUCUGGUCAAGUGGCGAGCCCAGUCCUAUUUUCGCACCACUUGGAUGCCUGGUCUUUGGGUCUGGGGCAUAGUAGCCGCCGGCACGCGUGCAUCCUUCGCCAAAAAGCCAGAGAACCAACUCCCGAAGAUGACGACGGCUGAUGCGAUUCCGGAGGACUUCUUUCGCGUUGACGCCGUUCUAGACGUGAGGUACUCAAGUGUCGUUCGCAACAGUACUAAGGAAAUUGACCUUGCCAGAGCCAAGGAAGUUGAUAUGGCCUUUGUCAAAUUUCGCGCCCUUGGCUACGAAGAUGCUAUUUGGGAGAAGCCUCCGUCCUACGCUGAUUCAGACCGCUGGAACGAUUUCCAGACAGCAUACGAAGACUAUGUGCGCAAGCUACACCUGUCUAUCCCGCCGAGAACGUCGUUGCAGCGUCACCUCGCACACAUUCGAACCCUGGACUUCAGCGCACUCCACCGAAAACAACAACCUCCGAAUCUCACCGGUGGAGAAAUGAUGGCAUAUCAGCUUGAGGGUCUAAAUUGGCUGACUUAUCAAUGGUUCAAGAGCCAGAAUGCCAUCUUGGCCGACGAGAUGGGCUUGGGCAAGACCAUCCAGCUUGUUGCCUUCUUCGCAACUCUUGUUCAGGACCAUAAAUGCUGGCCAUUCCUCGUUGUUGUACCAAACUCGACCUGUCCCAAUUGGCGUAGGGAGAUACAGAAAUGGGCCCCUACACUCCGAGCCGUCGCUUAUUACGGAAGCUCUGCAGAGAGGAGAAUUGUCCAUGACUACGAGCUUUUCCCCAAGAACAAGAACAAGGAAGACGAAAAGCACCACGAACCAAAGAAGAGAUCUCAAGAAGUCAAAGACAUCAAAGCUCACAUCGUCAUCACCUCGUAUGAAUCCAUCAUUGAGGAGAAGACUCGGAACAGCUUGAUGAAAGUGCCAUGGCAGGGCCUCGUCGUAGACGAGGGGCAGCGAUUAAAAAGUGAUCGCACCCAGAUCUAUGAAAUCCUCUCAAAGUUUCGCUUUCCCUUCAAAGUUCUCUUGACCGGAACGCCCCUUCAAAACAACGCCCGAGAGCUCUUCAACCUCCUCCAAUUCCUGGACAAAAGUCUCAGUGCUGCUGAAUUGGAAGUCAAGUACGCCAAUCUGACUCCCGAGAGUGUUGGCGAACUUCACGAGACACUGAGAAGGUUUUUUCUUCGGCGGACAAAAGCGCAGGUUUUGACCUUUUUACCUCCGAUGGCACAAAUAAUCGUGCCAGUUACGAUGUCAACGGUGCAAAAGAAAGUCUACAAGUCCAUUCUGGCAAAGAACCCACAGCUCAUGAAGUCGAUCUUCUCUCGUGAUCCUAAUCUGGGAGUCAAAGAUCGUCAAAACCUGAACAACAUUUUGAUGCACCUCAGAAAGGUCCUGUGCCAUCCGUUCGUGUACAGCCGUGAGAUCGAAGAAAGGACUGUGGAAGCCGACGUGUCCGACCGCAACCUGAUCGAGGCGUCCUCGAAGUUACAAUUGUUGUCUCUGAUGCUUCCCAAACUGCAAGAGCGUGGCCAUCGUGUGCUGAUGUUCAGCCAAUUUCUCGACAAUCUGGACGUCAUGGAGGACUUUCUUGACGGGCUAGGAUUCCAACAUCGCCGUGUCGAUGGGACAAUCACUUCCAUGGAGAAGCAAAAGAGAAUAGAUGAGUUUAAUGCUCCCGAUUCGCCUUUUUUUGCGUUCCUACUUUCUACACGAGCGGGAGGAGUGGGCAUCAAUCUUGCCACUGCAGAUACUGUCAUUAUUUUGGACCCUGAUUUCAAUCCACAUCAGGACAUUCAGGCACUUUCUCGAGCCCACCGCAUUGGCCAGAAGGAAAAGGUGCUGGUCUUCCAGUUGAUGACCAGGGACAGUGUGGAGGAGAAAAUCAUGCAGAUUGGGAGAAAGAAAAUGGCGCUCGAUCACGUCUUGAUUGAGAGGAUGGAUCGCGAGGACGAUGCUGGCUCCGACCUAGAGACGAUUCUCCGCCACGGUGCACAGGAAUUGUUCGAAGAUGAUCCGAACGUAGCCGAUAUUGUUUAUGACUCUGGAUCCGUGGACCGACUGCUAGAUCGAUCACAAAUCGAAGACACCAAAAUCAGCGAUGACAAGUCGGCGGAGUCGCAGUUCAGUUUCGCUCGAAUCUGGGCCAAUGAGAAGGACUCCCUUGAAGAAGACCUCGAGGUCAAGAGUGACACAAACACGCCACGUCCUGGCAUUUGGGAUAAGAUCUUAUCGGAGAGGGAAAAGAUAUUCCGAGAGGAAGAGGCUAGGAAGGCACAGGCUUACGGCAGAGGCAAACGGAAACGUGAGAACGUCGAUUACGGAGUCGAUGAUGGAGACAACGUCGAGACCAAACGCCGAGGCAAAGGCGGAAGAAUUGACGGAGAAUACAAUGACGACAAUGAAGCAGAAUCGCCUGACGACGAGAUCAUCAGUGGUGAGGAUACAGACGUGAUGGAGCGGAAACGCCCAAGGGUGACAGCACGUCCGUUUAAACGCGUGAGAGUUCCCCUUGGACAAGCCCCGAUGUUCAAUGGCGACGUCAACUUUGACUUUGGACCGAUGGAUCAAAUGCCACCAAUGCAUGCAUGCUCAGCGUGCGACGAGGUGCAUGCGAUGGGAUGGUGUCGACUGAAAGUGGCUGGAGUAGAGCACUGCGGGCUUUGCGGACUGGCACAUCUCGGGCAUGGGAGAACGUGUCCACAACUGACUCAGGAAAGUCACGUCAAGAUGCUGCUGCAGACGCUGAAGGAGAGCACGGAGAGCAAAGAAUUGAUUGACCAGGCGACCAAAUACCUGAGGAUGAUCAAGGGAGACCUCAUUCAACGAAGGCGGGCUCAGGAAAGGAAGGAGCUCGAGGCGCAAGCCCAACGAAUGGAGACGGAAAAGCCGAUGAAUCCAAGAUCUGAACAGCAGAUAGCUGCCACAUAAGAGGCUUGGUGCAUGAAUAUUGUAUUGGUUGCGGUUGCAAGCCCGCAAGGAAUGAAAGGUUGAUGGUUCAACCGAAUUAUAACAAAGUCUAGCGACGAGAUAUCAGCGAAGUACGGCGCAUAGGUAGGUAAUCAUGACCAGAAUUGUCAUCAGCGGGGACUUCUUAUUUGCUAAGCUGCUAAGUCUUCUGCCCUAGCC
This is a messenger RNA of Exophiala mesophila, 5117 nucleotides long. RefSeq lists its product as uncharacterized. Bases 207 to 4919 code for a protein of 1570 amino acids. Gene Ontology annotation, molecular function: histone binding; ATP binding; ATP hydrolysis activity. The record is from RefSeq and is a predicted model, not a curated record. Lineage: Eukaryota; Fungi; Ascomycota; Eurotiomycetes; Chaetothyriales; Herpotrichiellaceae. The transcript has 4 exons. Gene Ontology annotation, cellular component: nucleus; chromatin. Gene Ontology annotation, biological process: chromatin remodeling; negative regulation of transcription by RNA polymerase II.